AUCUUUUUUCUUCCACGAACACUUUAAAAGAUGGCCCGAUCUUUUCGCAAAGGGAAUCUGGUGCCCUGCAAAAACCUUGACAUUGACAUCAAUGACUAUCGGGACUUUGAGCCAUUUGAAGGUGAAACCGAUGUCAUACCGAGGUCGAUGCCACCUGGAGUUGAGCCCCUGAUGGUUGUGGCUGUAGACAUGCAGAAACAAAGCAACGAGACCAACCAUUACACCAUGGAGUACAUGACCGACCUCCUGGUGGUCCGUCGUGCUCAACAGUUUGCCAUCGGCGUCACCUUCAACCGUCCACUGGUGCCAUCUGACGAUUUCCAGCUGGAGUUUCUGAUUGGUUCUGACCCUAGCUCCAACAGUAAUACAAGGGUGGUGGUCACUUUCGGGAACCGUGGUGGUGGUGGUUCCUGGUCUGGAAAGAUCCUUGGAGCGAGUGGUGCGGUCGUGUCCCUCGGGAUCACACCGAAUCCCAAGGCCGUUGUGGGGUUGUAUCGUAUGUAUGUGGCCAUUGCCAAUGCAAACGGUAUGCGUCGAACCGAGAAGGACCCCAAAACCAACUUCUACUUGCUGUUCAACGCCUGGUCUCCAGAUGAUGAUGUGUUCUACCCGGAUGAAGCUGGACGUAUGGAGUACGUCAUGAAUGAAACUGGUCUGAUAUCUCAGGGUGCAGUGGGUUCUAUCUCUGACCGUGGCUGGGUCUACGGACAGGUAAUCAUUGGGCUGCAUAGGCAGACACAAACCAUCAACCAAUUGGAAUUUGGUCUCAACGUCUUUACUCCCAUGUAGU
This is a messenger RNA of Cyprinodon variegatus (sheepshead minnow), 790 nucleotides long. Its product is annotated as coagulation factor XIII A chain-like. Gene Ontology annotation, molecular function: protein-glutamine gamma-glutamyltransferase activity. Lineage: Eukaryota; Metazoa; Chordata; Actinopteri; Cyprinodontiformes; Cyprinodontidae. Bases 31 to 789 code for a protein of 252 amino acids. The transcript is spliced from 5 exons. Gene Ontology annotation, biological process: blood coagulation, fibrin clot formation; peptide cross-linking. The record is from RefSeq and is a predicted model, not a curated record.